Molecule: messenger RNA, 1574 nt
Organism: Durusdinium trenchii
Lineage: Eukaryota; Dinophyceae; Suessiales; Symbiodiniaceae
Source: the annotation of a GenBank genome assembly
GAAGAUCGACCAUGACCAGAGGCAGUUCUUAGGCACAUGCGCAACAAAAACACCUUCAUGGCUGCUCAUGGCUGUUCAGCACGUGUCCAUCACGGUGGUGCGGGUCAUUCAGCAAGUCUUUGAAAUCGCCCCUUGCUGCGAUGCCCCCUGUGCUGCCGACCUAUUCCUCCCUAUACUCAGGGAUCGCCAGGGCCUUGGACGCGUGGCCCGAGACGAAGCAGGAUGAAAAGACCAUCCACAAGGUGCGUGUGGCCUUAGCACAACGACGCCUUGGUAAAGACACGCAGGUGCCACGCCCCCGCGCCACCGCGCCACACCGGGCGCCCUCCCCCACUGCGGGAAGCGCCAAAGUCACGCCGACCACGACGAGGGCGACCGACGCUUCGAAGCCCAAGCGGAAGAGGAUUAUCGUCGUGGCGCCGGGCGCCGGGACGCGCGCCAACGGCCAGGUCUAUGCUGAGCUUUGUCAAGGUGCCAGUUAUAAGAUCGAAGUCUUAGGGCAUUCGAUGGCUCGGUACGACCGUUACCCUGAGUCGUGGCACCAUGGCGCGCCGGCACCCAACUUGUCCAGCUUUGCAUUGGAGGUAGUGGGAGACGCAAUGCUUGCGGAUUGUUUAGUGCUGGGAUCUCGAGGUGGGCAAGUGGUUCUCCCGAAGCUUUGGGAGGCAGUUGGAAACGCUUUACCACCAGCUGUGGUCAUCAACGGAGGAUGUGCUAUGAACCUGCCCGAAGUUGUGGCAUGGCCAACGGAGGCUGUGACUUUCUUGCUGAUCGGAGGAUGUGAUCACUUUAGGUCGAAUAUGACUCCUGAGGAGUACUUGGUGAGUACCCAGCAAUGCGUCCCUGCGACGAAUCAGUCAACGGCGCUUCUCUACAUCAAUGAGAUGGAACAUAUGCCACAAAGUCAUUUGUUCGCGCUGAUUUUGCCUCACCUGCUCCGCGUGUGCCUGGCUUGGAAGCGCAAGGUCGAAGUGGCACCUUUGCGAGAACUACAAUGUUUGCUAACGGAGCUCAAUAGCUGUAAAGGAGAGUGGACCGGAUGUUUGUCCUUCACCAGCGGAGCUGGUUGGACGGAUGUGCCCUUCGGUGCUCAACGGACCCUUCUCAGCUCAGGGACCUGCAAGGUUGAAUAUGGUAGAAGCCUUCGCUCAACGUAUGGUUCACCUGUCCAUGCACACUGUAAAGCUGUGGGGACAUUUAGUAAUUAAGCGGCCAGCAGUGGUUAAAAUGGUCACGUGGCCGAAAAUCCAAUCGAUGCGCUCUUUGAUUGCGGAAUUCACUGUCGCACGAGCCUACUGAAUGCUUGAUGCAGCUCGUGCCGGGGACAACACACAUGUGGCCUUGUUUUGGGCCACAUGAUGUUCUAAAGGCUUCUUCCGGAUGGGCUGCUGAUGAAGAUCAACUGCACGACAAAUAGAUACAAAUCGAAUCAAAUCGAAGCAUUGAAAAGAGCAAAGAUCCCCGCUCUCUUGGGGCUAAGCACCCGAGGAAGGGGAGAGCUAUUCCUUUGGUGUGACGGUCGAGAAAACCCGGUUUGGCCCCCACAUUGGACGCGUGUGGCGGUGGCGAGUGGC